AUGCCAAAGAAGAGAGCUUCCAACGGUAGAAACAAGAAGGGCAGAGGUCACGUCAAGCCAGUCAGAUGUGUCAACUGUUCCAAGUGUGUUCCUAAGGACAAGGCCAUCAAGAGAAUGACUAUCAGAAACAUUGUCGAGGCUGCCGCCGUCAGAGACUUGUCCGAGGCCUCUGUGUACUCUGAGUACGCUUUGCCUAAGAUCUACAACAAGUUGCACUACUGUGUUUCUUGUGCCAUCCACGCCAGAAUCGUGAGAGUCAGAUCUAGACAAGACAGAAGAAUCAGAACUCCUCCUCAAAGACAAAGAUUCAACAGAGAAAACAGAGUUUCUCCUGCUGACGCUGCCAAGAAGGCUGCUUAA
Lachancea dasiensis is the source of this 360-nucleotide messenger RNA. The record is from the annotation of a GenBank genome assembly. NCBI's taxonomy places the organism in Eukaryota, Fungi, Ascomycota, Saccharomycetes, Saccharomycetales, Saccharomycetaceae.